CAAUUCUGACAAAUGCAGCCUCAUCAUGUAUGUAGCAGCCUUCACCCCAUCUCCUGGUCGCAGAAAUCCGAACUCGAACCAUUACAAGCGCUAAAGCGGUAACCAACUUCAAAAAUGCGUCUCCUUAACACUAGCACGCUUACCUUGGAAGAAUUUUAUGGCGCUGUCCCCAAAUAUGCCAUUCUAAGCCACCGGUGGAGAAAGAAGAGGUCUCCUUCCAAGCCAUGAAUGCAGGAAGGGCUGGGCGAGCAUAUCAGCUCAUGGGCUACGAGAAAAUCAAUCGCAGUUAUUUCCAAGCGAUGGACGACGGGUUGCGAUAUAUUUGGGUGGAUACCUGUUGUAUCGAUAAAACGAGCAGCGCUGAACUUUCCGAGGCUAUCAAUUCCAUGUUUUUAUGGUAUCGGAAUGCGGAGGUGUGCUAUGCUUAUCUGUCGGACGUUGACGAGGAUUCGGAGUUGUCUGGGAGUUUGUGGUUCACGAGGGGUUGGACUUUGCAGGAGUUGUGUAGGUGUUGAUUGCUGUGAAUACCAACCAUUCUAACAUAUCUAAAGUGGCACCCUCGAAAGUGGUUUUUUAUGGUCAUGGUUGGACUCUUCUCGGUACUAGAGAGAGUUUGAAAAUACGACUCUCCGAUAUCACUGGAAUCAGGUCCUUGCAUGACUUCCAGAAUGCGUCUAUCGCACAGAAAAUGUCAUGGGCAUCCAAGAGGAUAACCACCAGGGUUGAAGAUAUGGCCUACUGUCUCUUGGGUUUGUUUGGUGUUUACAUGCCGCCUCUUUAUGGAGAGGGCAAAAAUGCUUUCUUGAGACUCCGGUUGGAGAUCUUGAGCAAGAGUGACGACGAAUCUAUAUUUGCCACGACAGAGGAUCUCCCGGAGAGUGGCAUGCUGGCAGCUUCUCCUGCUUCUUUUUGUGAUUCCGGGGAUGUUGUACAGAUUGGAGUUGGAGGAAUAGACAGAAUUCCAUAUCACAUGACAAAUAAAGGGCUGGAGUUGAAGGCAGAUAUUACGAGUAUCUCAACGAAUCAUCGUUUUGGAUUGAUUCUAUUGCCCAUCAAUUGCAAACGAGUAAGUCAAAUGGCCAUCACUUUACGCCAUUCUCACGGAGACCAAUAUUUUCGAUUGCCGAUGUAUUUGAUUCCGAGUUUACAAUAUUCUGGAUUGCCAAUGUAUUUCCACCCGAGAUUACCUAACCCAAGUACAGUUGGAAGAACCUUGUAUAUCCGACAGUGGAAUUUUGAUACCCCUUACCUUGCAGAUGGCGCACCUGGGCGCUAUGAAUUUUUGAUCCAGAACUAUUUCGGGAACGAGGUCGAGAAAUUUGGCACCAAAGUAUUGGGAGUAAUCACGAGGCGGGGGGGUGAUUGCCAAUUAGAGCUGACCGACACCAAGGGGCAUGUUCUCCAGUUUGGAACCCUCAACAUUAUCGUCUCCGCUUCUUUGCCUGGAAGUUGGGCCACCAUCAUAUACAAAACCGACACGAACAUGUUGUUUGGGACGAUGCUUUACUUCGAUAACGAAUUUCGUGUGGGCAUACACGUCCUAGACCUCGCGGAAUCAGGUUUACAUGAACAGUUGUCAACGGGGGAGCCGAUUGAAGCGCUGCAGAAACUUAACAAAGUGCCCAUUCCUGGAGACGCUGGAGACUUCGCAAACAAAGCCUCGGAUACUCGACGAGAAAUUGGACAUUCGUUUGCGGAGGGAAUAAAAAAGAUUGUGAAGGGACAAGGCAAGACGAACAUUUUGACGCAAAAACUCCACCCCAUGGUAGAAGACACGUUCCGGAAAUUACUUAGCGAGGGAUCACGGCAACUUUCUCAUACUGCUCAAUUGACAAUGAUUCGUCCACUUCUGGAUCUCACAGUGCAUGCCACAUUGACAGGAGGCCCAAACCUAGGCAAAAAACGCUUUGGGGCUACUAUUAGAAUAUCAAAAAGCCUCUAAAGCUUUAUGGGAGAUAUAUUUACAAUCCUUUGAGACAUGGAACCAAUUGUUGAGUUGUUUUUCUGUUACUGCAUGAUCAAGACUCAAUUGGGGCGUGGGGAUGCGCCCGUUGGAGCAAGCGAGAACCGAGCUCCCGAGGCAACUGAAAGAUGGAACGACCUGGAAGAUUUUGAGGCUCAUCUGUGCCCCUCGCGUCGGCUACAAGUCCCAAUGUAACUUCAAAAGAGGCCGAGAUAUCUCGGCUCGGGUUCUGCUAGCUUUGUUGUCGCAGUGUUAAACUGUGAACAUGUCCUUUCUGGCAAAUCGAAUACCACAUACUUCAUCUGGAUAGCCCCAACAGAGGGCUUACCUGCGGUCAAAUCAGCUUAUGAAGUUGUGGACUCCACGAUACCUUUAAAUUGCC
Molecule: messenger RNA, 2345 nt
Organism: Hymenoscyphus albidus
Lineage: Eukaryota; Fungi; Ascomycota; Leotiomycetes; Helotiales; Helotiaceae
Source: the annotation of a GenBank genome assembly